Molecule: messenger RNA, 1788 nt
Organism: Physcomitrium patens
Lineage: Eukaryota; Viridiplantae; Streptophyta; Bryopsida; Funariales; Funariaceae
Molecular function (GO): protein-disulfide reductase activity
Source: RefSeq, a predicted model, not a curated record
AUUAACCAAUUAGGGUUUAUGGGGUCUCGAUCGGAAGAUGACGAUGGUGCAGUGCAGUUUGGCCGAAUUUGGCGAAGCAGGAAAUGCUGACGAGGGAGGUAAACAUGAAGCGGAUGCUGUGAAAGUGAUACCAAGCGCAAGGGCAGCAUCGGCUUUGGAUUGUCGUGUGGGAGAAGCUUGUGACCUCUGCAAUCUGUUCAUGUAAUCGCGAGGUGCCCGGGAAAGCUUUUGAUGCGAUGCUGGAGCACAUAGCUGCAGGGGAUGCUAGUUGAUGAGUUGAAUCCUCUGUGCCGCAUUUCAGCUUUUGGAAUUGCUUGGAAUUUCCUGUGAUGACGCCUCGAGUUGUAUCGUCGCUGUUGGUCAGACCAUGGCUGUGGUCGAUGAGGCAAGGGAUCCCGUGUACCGCUUGUCAUGUUGGAUCUCGUGCCGAUUGCCCACCAAUCUGGACCCCAUUUUCAGUAUGCAGGUGCAGCCUUCAAUGCUUGUGCAGAGGUACUCGGUUGACAAAAGUCUUUUCAAACUGGCAGUUGGUAAUUUAGCAGUUCGUAGUCAGGGGCGUGGUCGGUUGUGGGAGACAUUCGGUGGAAGGCGAGGCUUCCAGGAUUAUGCAACAACGCCGGAGAAUGUAUUGAAUCUGAAACCGUGUGUUGUUAUUUACGAUGGUGUUUGCCACCUUUGCAAUGCAGGUGUGAAUUGGGUCAUAAGGGUGGACAAGAAGAAAGCUAUCUCGUUUUGUGCGGUGCAGUCAAAGGCAGCUGAACCUUACUUGCUGCUAUGUGGUGUAACUCGAGAGGAUGUUUUGAGGCGCUUUGUUUUCAUCGAAGGACCGGGUGAAAUUCAUCAUGCUUCUACUGCGGCCCUCAAAGUGGCAUCUUAUUUGCCGUUUCCAUAUUCGGCACUGUCAGUAUUCUUUGUUAUCCCAGCUACUAUUCGAAACGCUGUGUACGAUUACGUUGCCAAACGGCGCUAUAGGUGGUUCGGACAGUCGAAAGAGUGUAUUUUGCCCUCCAGUGACGUGUUGGACCGCUUUAUUGACAAGUUGGAAAUCCAGAAGAAAAUGACGGAAGACCAGUAUAAUGAGCAAGUACAGGAUUAAUUUACUUUCGACAAGGUGGUUUUAAGAUAGAAGCAAACUCAUCACCUUUUUGAAGAUUUUCACCUGCUGUGCUUGUCCCUGCAUCUUUUGCUAGACCUUGGUAGUGCAAACCUGAAGGAUUGUCUUUUUUCAGUGCUAGCUCAAUCAUCCAUAGAAUUCAAAGCUAACGAUUGUUGCAGAGAGGUACAAUGGAAGUUUGAGAGUCAUCUGGAGAAUUCAGGUUUGUCAUGUGUACAUACUAGCCUAUUCCUACAACAUUCAGGUGAUCGAGAAAUGGUUCAGAGGGCGUAGGUGUUUUGCUAACUUUUGAGCCCAAUAAGAAUUUAGUAGAAGGGGUGAGAAUAAGGUAUGUGUGUGACGACUUCUUAUGUCAUUUAGUGACUCCACAUAUCGUGACCCCCGCAGCAAAUCAAAGUUGUUCAUCCAUCAAGCUCUUUUCUUUAUUUGGUUUUCUAGUUGCUCUCAGCAUUGUUGAUUAAACCCAAUUGGUACUUCCCUUUAGAAUUUGAUAAGCACAGAGGGCACAAGAAUAGAUGAUUUCUAUCUGUUAGAAGAAAGUGAUCCAUACUUGUAAGAAGGCUUUGUAGCAUUUGGUGAUUUUGAUGUGAGAGUGUUAUUUCUAAGAGUGAAACUAGUAAUCUUUGCCAUUUUAGUUUUUUUGAAUAUAUAUAUUUUUUAUUUCUAUUUUUUUA